AUGGUCGAAUGGCUGACGCCCCUGUUGAAGAAGAAGGACACUAAGAUGCGGCUUGCACAAGAGGUGGGACUCAAGUUGCCAGUCACUCUUCGCCACCUGGAAAAAGUGAUGAAGUGCCCUAAGACACCAGAAGAAUGGAAUGACGUAGCAAAAUGGUUCGCCUCCAAGUGGAACUACUUCAAUUGUGUGGGAGCCCUGGAUGGGAAGCACGUCGUGAUCAAGAAACCCAUGGGUGGAGGAUCACUGUAUUUUAAUUACAAGAAGUUUCACAGCAUCUUCUUCAUGGCCCUCUCCAAUGCAAAGUACAGGUUUCUGUUCGUCGACGUUGGUGCAGAAGGAGGUGCUGGGGAUGGAGGAGACUGGCAGAAGUGCAACCUGGCCAGAGCCAUCACAAAUAACUGA
This is a messenger RNA of Macrobrachium nipponense, 402 nucleotides long. RefSeq lists its product as uncharacterized. The coding region runs from base 1 to 402 and encodes 133 amino acids. The record is from RefSeq and is a predicted model, not a curated record. The transcript is spliced from 2 exons. Lineage: Eukaryota; Metazoa; Arthropoda; Malacostraca; Decapoda; Palaemonidae.